AUGUAUCACUUAUUUAAAUUAUUUCCUAUUGCUAUCUUUGUCAAACUUGUUUAUUGUGGUGAACCAACAGGAGACAAUGUGUGCACAGUACCUGUCCAGAAAGAAUUAAAGAAAUAUAUUCAGAAGGUGCCAUAUAAGACGACUGUUUGGUGCAACGAUACUACUAAAGGUAUACUGAAAGAAUAUCGAAAAGUGCCAAAAAUUGUAACAGCGUAUGUAAAGCAGUGUUGUGAUGGCUAUACACAAACCGCUAAUGACACUUGCAUUCCUUUAUGUGUUCCACCAUGCAAACAGGGUGUAUGUACAGCACCAAAUAAUUGCACCUGCAAACCUGGUUUCGGAGGGCCGACAUGCUCUUUAGCUUGCCCAACAGGAUUUUGGGGUCCAUCUUGUUCAUUGAAAUGUAAUUGCAAUCCUGGAGCUACUUGUAACCCAAUCACAGGCAUUUGCUACUGUCCUCCUGGUUAUCAUGGUAAACACUGCAAGGAACCAUGUGACGAUAAACAUUGGGGUCCAACUUGUGCAUUUUUAUGUUUGUGCAAAAAUAAUGGUACUUGCAAUCCAAUUGAUGGUUCGUGCAAAUGUGCACCUGGAUUUUCUGGUCAAUAUUGUCUUAAAGAAUGUGAUGAAGGAAAACAUGGACCCGAUUGCAUAUACGAUUGCGAAUGUCAAAAUGGAGCAUAUUGUAAUAAAAAAGAUGGAACUUGCUUAUGUCGUGCUGGAUUUUCAGGUCGGUUUUGUGAAAAUAAAUGUCCUAAAGGAUAUUACGGUGUUAACUGUACUUCGCACUGUUUUUGUUAUAAUGAAAACGGAUGUGAUCCGGUAACCGGAAAUUGUCAUUGUGUUGGCUUUAUCGGAAAGCACUGUGAAGAACCAUGUUCGGAAGGUACAUUUGGGGAAGGAUUUGUCCAUUUAAUCGUUUUGGACGAAAUUGUGAAAACGAAUGCGCUUGCAAUCCGGAAAAUACGAAACUGGGCAGGUUGUAAUUCUCCAUGUCCAAUAUCAUAUUAUGGUGAAAAUUGUGAGAGAAAAUGUCAGUGUAACCUGAAUACCGGUUCACAAUGUAAUCCGAUCACUGGACAGUGCAUUUGUGCUCCUGGAUAUCAUGGAACUCGUUGUGAUGAAAAAUGUACGGAAGGUUUAUUUGGUAUGAAUUGUGAAUCGAAGUGCAAUUGUAAAAAUGGUGCUUCAUGUGAUCAUCGUUUUGGUACAUGCAAUUGCACUGCUGGUUGGCGAGGACCACAGUGCAAUUUACCCUGUUGGGCUGGUUAUGGUAAUGCACAGUGUAAGAAAUGCGAUUGCAAAAAUGGUGCCGGUUGCGAUCCGUUAAGUGCUGCAUGCAUGUGCACGGUUGGAUGGACUGGAAAAAAUUGUGAAAUACCGUGCAGCGAAGGUUUCUAUGGAAUUAAUUGUUCGCAAGAAUGUAACUGUCGAAAUGGUGCUACAUGUGAUCCAGUUAAUGGCGAGUGCAAUUGUGCAGACGGAUGGGCUGGACCAGAUUGCUCCGUGUCGUGCCCUUCGGGAGAAAAAAAGAAUUGCUUGAGUUCAUGUCCAUGUGUUCAUGGAACUUGUGUGGAAAAUUCAGGGAAGUGUGCUUGUCGUCCAGGAUAUACCGGUCGUUUAUGUGAUGAAGGUGAGCGUUAUCUUUGCUUUACUGGAGAAGUUAUGGCUAUUUUCUACAACAGAGAGAAGUGCAACUGUAAUUAUGGAUGUGACCCACGCACUGGUCAGUGUUUGCAAUGUCCAGCCGGACGAAGUGGUGUAUUGUGUGAGCAAAGUUGUCCGUUUAAAAUGUGGGGUGAAAAGUGCAUGAAUCAUUGCGAUUGCAUGCAAAGUUCGGAGUGCAAUAGCAUCGAUGGUAGCUGCCAAUGUUACAGCGGUUUUAUGGGUGAAAAAUGUAAUCGAGUAUGCCCUCACGGUAAAUGGGGUAUGAAUUGCUCUCAAACAUGUAAUCAAUGCAAAAAUAACGGUAAAUGUGAUCCGAUCGAUGGUGAAUGUCAUUGUAAGCCGGGUUUCAUGGGAGAAAAAUGUGAACUAACUUGUGGAAUGGGUCGGUGGGGUGCGGAUUGCUUGAAUGAAUGCAAAUGUAAAAGUGGUCAUAAAUUAUGCAAUCCAAUCACCGGUAUUUGUCAUUGUGCUUCCGGUAUUAUGGGUGAUCUGUGCAAUCAAUACUGUCCUGAAGGUUUAUGGGGUCCAGAUUGUGUUUUCGGAUGUUCAUGUAAAAUGGAAAAUUCGAAAUGUCAAGCAACAACGGGUGAAUGUGUUUGCCAUCCAGGUUUCACUGGACCAAAAUGCGAUCGAGUCUGUCCCGAAGGUUUCUGGGGCGAACAGUGCGCGAAUGUGUGCGAUUGCGGUGAAAAUACCUGUGAUCCGGUGGUUGGUUGUUGCAAUUAUGACAGUAUUUCCUGCGAUCCUAUCAAACUGGAAUACCAUCUAUCGAAAAAGUACACGUUUGCAACAAUUACCGGUUUUUUGUUCCUUCUUGGUAUCCUACUCGUUAUUCUUGUACUCCUCAUUCUCUACUAUCGUCAAAAAUAUUUCAAGGAACGUGAUCCCGUCAUUCCAACUAUCAGUUAUCAUUCGACGGUGAAAAAUAACGAAUUGACCACAAUGAGAAAUGGAUUCGACAAUCCGCUUUAUAGAAAGACUGCAGAAGAUGCAAUUAGCGGUCAGGUUGCAGGAGAAUGUAAUAAAACAAAACGAUUCGAUCAAUUUCAAAAUGACUAUACUAAAUUCGAUAAUGUUUAUACAGAAAUUGAUUCGUUGCACGGAAAUCGAAAAAAUUUCGGAAGUUCUAUGAAACGUAAGUUCUAA
Molecule: messenger RNA, 2814 nt
Organism: Acanthocheilonema viteae
Lineage: Eukaryota; Metazoa; Nematoda; Chromadorea; Rhabditida; Onchocercidae
Source: the annotation of a GenBank genome assembly